AUGCAUCAACACGGAAAGCUCAGACGGGUGGUUAUUUUGUUCGCCUUCACUCUCAUCAUGACCAUGAUGUUGGUCAUGGGACAAGAAACAGCCAAGACCAAACUCUUCAAGAAUAUGAUUUCCCGAACUCAAAAUAAUCAAAAUUAUAAAGGAAGUACAAAAAUCGGAAGUGUUCAAGAUGGAGUUUGGACCAAUGUUUUCCAAUUAUUUGGAUUCCGUUCAGCAAAUAAUCAAACAGAUACUGAUAAUAAUCCAAAAUUUAUUUCAUUAUUCUAUGAUGGAAUUCAUCAGAGAAUGAGAAUGGAUGGAGCUGGUUUGGGAGGCCCUGCAGCUCAACUCUCUUCCACAUCAGUUUUGUUUGAAAUUUUGAGAUAUUAUAUGAAUGUUGUGAGUGUUGAUUUUUGUAUCUUUGAACAUUUGCAUCCUAAUUCUACUGCUUAUGGAGCUAGAGUUUUCCCAUUCAGUGGAAAGGGUACUGUGGCUGAAGGAGGAUUCACUGUUGCCAAAUAUUCUGGAGCUAAAUUGAUUCAAAGUAAUGCUAUUCUUGAACCAUCCAAUUUGAUUAAUGGAAUGCAAAAGAGAGUUUGUAAUGUCUAUAAUUUGGAUGGAAAGUCUGAUCUUGCUAUUGGUCUUGGAUUUUACUUGUUCAAUUAUCAAGGACCUACCUAUGUUGACAUGACUUAUUAUGAAGAUGCCAAGACAGGACAACCAGUAAGAUUUGAAAUGAAAGAUUUGGGAGGUUUUAAGGGAAUUACUUCUUGGGAUGUAUUGAAUUUCCAAUUCUUUAGUGAUAAGGAUGAUUCUGCUAAUGUAUUUUCCAAAGAUUUAUUCUACUGGAAUGCCAAACCAACUUGUCAUUAAUAAAAUAUAACCUGAAUUAUUUC
Molecule: messenger RNA, 884 nt
Organism: Naegleria gruberi
Lineage: Eukaryota; Heterolobosea; Eutetramitea; Acrasida; Naegleriidae
Exons: 1
Coding region: 1-861 (286 amino acids)
Source: RefSeq, a predicted model, not a curated record